AUGGCGGUGGCUGUUUACACUUGCGUUGUGAUGGAAAUUUUGCCAAUUGUGGGAUUUCUAAUGCUUGCUUUGGCGCCCUAUGGUAUUGGCGUGGCAACCGGAGAACAGUGCCACAACAGGGUGAUGUUCAAACAGAUGUUGCAGGCUGGCUCCCUCCAGUUCUGCCAAAUCGACUCGUGUCGACUAGGAGGCGUCAACGAGAUAUUGGCGAUCUACCUCAUGGCGCACAAGUUUAAAGUCCCCGUUUGUCCACAUGCCGGCGGCGUAGGAUUGUGUGAGCUGGUUCAGCAUCUAGCAGCUUGGGAUUUUAUAAGUGUCAGUGGGUCUCUCGAAAACAGAAUGAUAGAAUAUGUCGAACAUCUGCACGAGCAUUUCGAGAACCCUGUCGUCAUGCACAGAGGGCGCUACAUGUUGCCCCAAGAACCUGGAUACAGUUCCAAAAUGAAAGAAGACAGCAUCGCACAGCACGAAUAUCCUGAGGGUGUCGUCUGGAAGAAACUCCGAAAGGAAAGCAAAGUUUGAUAUCUGAAGACAGCGAUCACACACGAAGAUCCACAAAAGAAGAUGUAUCUAUAUAAUCUU
This is a messenger RNA of Uloborus diversus, 582 nucleotides long. RefSeq names its product mitochondrial enolase superfamily member 1-like. Bases 1 to 522 code for a protein of 173 amino acids. The transcript has 4 exons. Gene Ontology annotation, molecular function: hydro-lyase activity; magnesium ion binding. The record is from RefSeq and is a predicted model, not a curated record. Lineage: Eukaryota; Metazoa; Arthropoda; Arachnida; Araneae; Uloboridae. Gene Ontology annotation, biological process: carbohydrate catabolic process.